UUUUCAGUUGGCAAACGAUACGAAAAGCGAACGCAGUUCAGCGUAAAGUCGAAACGAAACCAAAAUCUAUUGAAAAUAAAAGUGUGCUCAAUAAUUUGUACUGGCCAUUUCUGAUACAGCUACCCGCUGUUUGUUUUUAUCAUUGUUGUUCUUAUUGCCCUGUGUUGUGGUAUUCAAAGUUGGCCACUAUCGGUUAUCAAAAAAAAAAAUCUAAUUGAAAAUAGCAAAAAAAAAAAAACGAAAGACAAAGUAUCGCAAAAUUAAUUGGCCCAUGUUACGGAGCAACAAUUCCCAGUACCCACGACCGUGUCCGUCCGGUUGAUUUAGUUGCUUAAAGCACGUCGCGCUUUCGAUACGUAGCUGCCGCCCACUCGACCAGAACGACGUUGCAAUAAGGGGCGUGUCAAUUAGCUGAUUCGAACUAGAUAGAAAGCCUAGCCAAAAGCCAAAAUGUACGGACAUCAAAGGCCGGGCAUCCGGAACUUUGACUCCCUGAAAACCUGGUCAAACUGGGCCGGAGCACUCGGCGUGGCACAAGCCUGCAUCUGGAUAGCUCUGACGAUAACGGCGAUCUGUGCGUACACCUGCCACGUCUAUAUAGCCAGCGGUACGACAUAUGGCUCGUUCGUGAAGACGAUCUUCUUCGAGGUGUACUUCCAUGGCAGUUGCAAGAUGUCGCUCGAUUGGUAUCAGAGCUUCAAUUCGACCAUACUGGACCAGGUCACAACGGUCUUUGAUCCCACCCAGGUUCUUAUCUGGGAUUGCGUUUACCUCGGCGUCUCGGUUUGCUGGCUCGUCGUCUCCAUCGUGCUCUUGACUUGCGUGCGGAAAGACGAUGUCAAGAAGACCCUGGGAGCUAUCUACAGUUGGGCGUUCUUUGUGGCCGCCAUCUGUGCGAUGGACUUGGCCUCUGGCGUCAUCUUUGGCGUCGACUAUGGCCGCUUCCAUGACAAGGCGUUCGAGUACAAUGCGAACAGCAUGAAUUCCGGCUAUAUCGAUCCGAAUGCGGCCCAGCUUAUUGCCGGAGGCGUCGCUGCCAUUGCCAUGAUGCUGAUCUCGUUCAAGGGCUUCAUCAUGUGGUACAUAAACCUGCAUUUGCUGAUCUAUUUGCUGGUGCGCGCCGUGCGAAUAGAACACGAUAAGGAUGGCUCGGACACGCUCUUCAUGCCGCGCAAGGAUUCCAAUGAUAUUCUCACCACCCGACCGCCCAUUCGCGCCUACGAGGAGGAGAAAGUGGAGGUGCAGCCGUAUAACAAUGAAGCCUUCAUGCCGGACACUCGCUCCACUGCGGAGACCAUCGAGGUGAACGAGGAGGCGAUUGUGCGAGCCGCCCAUAUGUCGCGUGAUGCGAAUCUGAUGGAUCGCCGUUUCCGCAGCAUCGAUGCCUUCCAGCAGUAUCCGGCGCCGAAUCCGAACAAUCGACCCGCGCGUCAGUCAUCGCAGGGUCCUGUGCAGGAGACGAUUGUUGUGGCGACAUCGGGUUUCCCGAUGCCUGAUUACUCGCCACAGCCCAGUCCCAAUGGCAUUUUGCGUUCUCACUACUAAAGCAGGGAAGCGGGCGCCGCCAAUGCAUUUCUACAUAAUAAUCCAUAUAAUUCUCAAAUAAUUCCCGCCCCAGUAAAGCCAGCAAACAAGUAAAGCAGAUAAAAUUAAGUAAAAGAAAAGUGACGCCAAUUGUAGUUUUUUA
Drosophila montana is the source of this 1687-nucleotide messenger RNA. RefSeq lists its product as uncharacterized. The transcript has 5 exons. Bases 451 to 1545 code for a protein of 364 amino acids. The record is from RefSeq and is a predicted model, not a curated record. NCBI's taxonomy places the organism in Eukaryota, Metazoa, Arthropoda, Insecta, Diptera, Drosophilidae.